Molecule: messenger RNA, 1441 nt
Organism: Camelina sativa (false flax)
Lineage: Eukaryota; Viridiplantae; Streptophyta; Magnoliopsida; Brassicales; Brassicaceae
Source: RefSeq, a predicted model, not a curated record
UAAAAAAAAUUCGAAAUUUCGAGAACUCUCUCGUUCCUUCUUCUUCUUCCUCCUCUCUUUUUAAAAAUUUUCACCGUUGUCACAAAAUCUCCAAAAUGCAAACAAACAAUUCAAUCAACCAAACUUUCAUAAGACCUAAACCCAAUUCAAUUCAAUUCAAUGGCGGAAGAAGCGAAAUCCAAAGGCAACGCCGCCUUCUCCUCCGGCGAUUACGCCACCGCGAUCACCCACUUCACAGAAGCGAUCAAUCUCGCUCCGGCCAAUCACGUCCUCUACUCGAACCGAUCCGCUUCCUACGCUUCUCUCCACCGUUACGAAGAAGCUUUAUCAGACGCGAAGAAGACUGUAGAGCUUAAACCCGAUUGGUCUAAAGGUUACAGCAGAUUAGGCGCUGCGUAUAUCGGAUUGUCUCAGUUUAACGAAGCGGCUGAUGCGUAUAAGAAAGGUUUAGAGAUUGAUCCGAGUAACGAAGCGCUUAAAUCGGGUUUAGCUGAUGCGACGAGGUCACGAGGAGGUGCGAAGUCGAAUCCUUUUGUUGAUGCGUUUCAAGGACCGGAGAUGUGGGCGAAACUGACGGCGGAUCCUGGGACUAGGGUUUAUUUGCAGCAGCCUGAUUUUGUCAAGACGAUGCAGGAGAUUCAGAAGAACCCUAAUAAUCUUAAUUUGUAUAUGAAGGAUAAGAGGGUUAUGCAGGCUUUAGGGGUUUUGUUGAAUGUUAAGAUGAGUGGUUCGAGUGGUGAUGAUACUGAGAUGAAGGAGGCUGAUGAUUUGAGGAAAGAGCCUGAACAGGAGGCGGAGAAGGAACCGGAAGCUAUGGAGGAGUUGAGUGAGGAAGAGAGGGAGAAGAAGGAGAGGAAGGAGAAGGCGUUGAAGGAGAAAGAAGAAGGGAAUGCUGCUUACAAGAAGAAGGAUUUUGAGAGAGCUAUUGAAUGUUAUACUAAGGCGAUGGAGCUUGAUGAUGAGGAUAUUUCGUAUUUGACGAAUCGUGCUGCUGUUUAUCUUGAGAUGGGAAAGUACAAUGAGUGCAUUGGGGACUGUGACAAGGCUGUUGAAAGAGGCAGAGAGCUUCGUUCUGACUUUAAGAUGAUAGCUAGAGCUCUAACUAGGAAAGGAUCUGCACUGGUGAAAAUGGCGAAAUGCUCAAAAGACUUUGAACCUGCGAUCGAGACUUUUCAGAAAGCUCUAACAGAGCAUCGUAAUCCGGAUACCUUGAAGAAACUUAACGAUGCUGAGAAAGCCAAGAAGGAGCUGGAGCAGCAGGAGUACUUUGAUCCUAAGAUAGCAGAAGAAGAGCGUGAGAAAGGUAAUGGAUUCUUUAAAGAGCAGAAGUAUCCAGAGGCAGUGAAGCAUUAUUCAGAAGCAAUUAAAAGAAACCCGAACGACGUGAGGGUAAGAGCAUGUUGCAUGUUGUGCUAAGCACAUAAUUCCAGAAAAUAUGGAC